This is a messenger RNA of Frankliniella occidentalis (western flower thrips), 1149 nucleotides long. RefSeq lists its product as uncharacterized. NCBI's taxonomy places the organism in Eukaryota, Metazoa, Arthropoda, Insecta, Thysanoptera, Thripidae. The coding region runs from base 231 to 1139 and encodes 302 amino acids. Gene Ontology annotation, molecular function: protein binding. Gene Ontology annotation, cellular component: ciliary tip; ciliary basal body; centriole. The record is from RefSeq and is a predicted model, not a curated record. The transcript has 6 exons. Gene Ontology annotation, biological process: cilium assembly.
CCUUCCCUGGAGUCGUUUGAUCCAAGUUUGAUCACGUCUCAAUCAAAUAUGUAGAAGCUCCAUCACUGUCGGGAUGUUCCAUUUUCGAAUUCUUGCUGUUUGUUCUCGAAAGUCAAAAUGAAAAUUUAGCAGUGCUCGAUCGGGAUCUGUUUUCAAUGAAAAAAGAAAUUGUGUAUUUUACAUGUAGUCUUACUGCCCAUUAAAGGAAUCGUGAGAAGUAGGGUUUUGGGAUGCCUCGUUCUUGUAGUGACAGCUUUUAUAUGCAGCUCAUCUAUGAGUAUCUCCUGCAUAUGGGAUUAGAGAAUACUGCUUCAAACUUAAAAGAAGAAUGUAGAAUUUGUGACUACCCAAUCCCUGAAGAAAUCUGUGGUGUACGAAGAUGUGACAUAAGUAAUUUGCUUCAACGUUUUGAUGAAGAGGAUGAGGCAGGCUUUUUAAAGAUAUUGAAUUCCAGUAUUCCACUGCAAGCAAGAAGUUCUUACGAGGGAAAAAAGAUAAUAGCAGACCUUCUUGUAUACUUUGCAGCGUUAUCUAUUUUAAAAGAUUGCAAUGAUCAAGGGAAUCCUUGGAUGAAACCACUGGUUCAUGCACUACCUGAGUUAUAUCAAAAUUGUGAAGCUAGAUCUGGUGGAAUGCUUGUGCCUAGAAUUCAAGGCAGCCAUUCCCAUACAAGCACUAACUCAGAAACUCUUGAACGAACAGAAAUUUUCAAAUGUUGCGGCCAGAAAGUUUGCACUUGUGAUAGCUCUAAGGAACCAGUGGUCUCCGUUAGACGAUCAUCAUCACAGUCUGCUGAGUCCUCUCGGCGAAGACCACCAGCUCACCCAUGCAUGCACUCGCUAUUAGAGUUCCUGGAGACGGAAUGUGCCAACCUACGGGAAGACCCCUACUUUAUGCCUUACUUUGCUCUCCCGUUCAUUGCUAGCCCCCAAACUCACUACCAGUAUAAACACAUAUUUCAGGGAUCCUGGCCCAAAAAUAUUCGUCGGAGGUUUUGGGAUUUUUUGGUACAUCAUAGACAAGCUGCAGGUCUUCCUGGUAUAGUUCGACUCCUACCAUCUUGUGAGGUUUUGAAUGUCUCUGAAAUACGAUCGUUGCACGAUGAAGCCAUCUGUUUGUCCGAGCACUCAAUCGCCUGAAGAUACAUAG